AUGCAGGAAAUGGUGAUGAGCCUGCUGAAGGAAUGCCCUCGUGAUCCGGAAAAGUUCAUGCUGAGGUGGCUCCUGGAGCAGGAGACUUUCGACCGCUGUGGCAUCAACUCAAUGGAGGAUGCAGCAAGGGAGCAGGAAGAGAUCAAUGCUUUGCGGCAACAGGUUGCAGAGCUGAAGCGACAACGGGCUCAGAUGAAGGCACGUUUGGCCCACGUUGUCGCUGAGGAGCGCAAGAAGCGCGGAUUGCCGACGCCUCCAACGUUGGACACAAAAACAGUGAAGAAAAUCAAGAAUUGCAUACUCCGAGCUGCGUAUGCUGGGUGGAGUGGCGUGGACCUUGCCCUCCUUUUCCGGCGGUUAGACAAGGACAGGAGCGGCGAACUGGAGAUCGAUGAGGUGAAAGCGGCCCUUCGACGCGUGCUGCGGAUCCCCCCCAGCGUGGUCCCAGAUUAUCAGAUCCAGUCCUUUUGCGCCAUCAUGGACACGGACUUCUCUGGAGCUGUGGACAUAGAGGAGCUCGUGGGUUUCAUCCAGGGAGAGGGCUACGACACAUAG
Messenger RNA from Symbiodinium pilosum, 555 nucleotides. The record is from the annotation of a GenBank genome assembly. Lineage: Eukaryota; Dinophyceae; Suessiales; Symbiodiniaceae.